Molecule: messenger RNA, 6635 nt
Organism: Pteropus alecto (black flying fox)
Lineage: Eukaryota; Metazoa; Chordata; Mammalia; Chiroptera; Pteropodidae
Gene: PROC
Product: protein C, inactivator of coagulation factors Va and VIIIa
Exons: 8
Coding region: 3360-4841 (493 amino acids)
Biological process (GO): proteolysis; blood coagulation
Cellular component (GO): extracellular region
Molecular function (GO): calcium ion binding; serine-type endopeptidase activity
Source: RefSeq, a predicted model, not a curated record
CCACCAGUGUGGCUUCCAUGCCAGAGAGGAUGGACGGGAGAGUGAAGUCAUUCUGUUAGCCCAUAACACCAGCUCACCUCUAACUACUCUGGUGAGUACAGGUAGCUCAAGGUGGGUUCUAGUACCUAUUACAAGAGUCAAGGCCAACACUAGGUAAGAACACACCCCAGACCCAGGGAGAUUAGAGGUGACUUGUGCGGGAGGGCACCUGGAGCAAAAACAUGAGUGCAGGCAUUUUUACAAGUUUUUCAGCUGUGCAAGUUGCCCCUUGAGUAUGUGGUUAUGCAUAUAGUCUCCAUGCUUCCUGCCUGAGCUGUCAGGACCAUGUCUCCUCUUCUCUAGGCAGCUACCACAGACCCUCACAAACAGUCACAGGCUCCCCACUUGCCAUAGGCUCUAUUCCAAACUGUUACAUCCUCUUCCCCUCUCCUCUGUCUCAACUCAUCACCAAUACCUCCCCCACUGCUCAUCUCCUGUGCCUCCUGCUCUCUCCUCAUUUGAGGGUGGUUCCUCUAUUACCCGCCCUCUGAUGUCCAUCCUGAAGCUAUACCUCCUCCAGGCAGCCUUCCUUGGCCACCCUAGCUUGUGCUCAUUUCCCUCUCCUUCGAGUCCUAUAAGCAUCACCAUCUGUACCUGCCACCUAGCCUCCCCACCAGGGGCCUGUCUUAUUAGAUUUUCACCCUGUUGCUCUUGUUUUCUCAAGUGGGUCGUGUGGGCAGCAUGAGGACCUUGUACCUCCAACAGCCCAAGCAUGGUGCAUUACCUCAGUAGGAAGAACACAAGCUGCUCCAGCCAAUUUAAGGAAACUUAAGAAAAGAGAGGAUUUUCUCGGAGGGUAGGGGGACCCUCAUGAACCCAAAGCAAGGAUGUGACUCCUCAUCAUGAGGUAGGAGACUGCCUCGCUGUUCCCUCAAACUCUCCUGAUCUCCGUGGCCUCCUGCUCAGCCUCUCUCUGCAGGUCUGUACCUUCCUCAGACUUUGAUUCAGAACCUUCUGAGUACAAUGCUCCCAGUGGAAUGAGGGCUCUGAGGCUUUACUCUUGGGGCCUGGGGUAUGGAAUCUGAUUGACAUCUGGGUCCAAUGACUUUCCUGUGCAGUCAGUCACCAGAAGCGGCAGCCUGGGGUCACAUGACCCAUGCAGGAGCUGGGACUCUGAAGAGCGGCCAAGUCCUCCAAGAAGGGUACAGAGUAAGGGUGCAUCUCCAGACAGCAGGUACAAGAAAGGAAGAUGCCUAGUGAAUACUGACAGACUGCAGGGCCGAGGUAAAAGCUCCCAAUCGGAGCCUGUACUUCUGCCCUUCUUUCCAGCAUCCCAGCCACGAACUGACUUCAGCCUUUCUGGAAUCUUCUUAACUUUUCUCACAAAGGUGGCCAGGAGGUGCCAGGAAGUUUUGAGUUCUAAUUCAGGCUUGCCACAUAGCAGCUCAGUGAAUUUAGGCAAGUAACAAAAGGUUUCUGAGUGUCCUCAUAAGCAAAAUAGAGGUUAUAGGAAUAGCCAUAUGCAGUUGUCAGGGGAGAUAUAGGAGUGACUGGAGCUAAGGGUCUAGAGAGUAUCCAGCACCCAUAUGGUAGCGACCCUGAGAGGCAUUUCUUUUCAUUUUACAUCACAAAAAGCAGAAAUGCCGCUAUGUAACUGGCCGUGUGUCUUUUCUUUUAUACUGGCACAUAAAAUGAGCAUAUAUUAUAAUAAUGGCAUCCUAGAUUUGGUGAAAUAUGGAAUCAUUACCAAUUAUGCUGAUCUGGGGCAAACUGCAAUAUCUCUGGGUAGAAAUGUUCCAUCUGAAAAAUGCAAACAGUGUCCCUCAUUCGGCCAGCCACUAUGAGGCUAAAAAGAGACCACAUCUGUGUGCAGUUUUGACGGUGUCCAUCCCUCCUCUCCCUUCCUCUUGGAUGGCACCAUUGUAGGGGCAAGGUGGGCUUUGGGCAACCCGAGACAUUCUGAGCUAGGAACUUGUUUGUUUAUCUGUAAAGAGGGAGGCCUCAGCACUGAGCGCCAAGCAAGCAAAUAUUUGCAGUUAUGGAUUAACUUGAGUUCCAGGCUGUCAUGGCGGCAGGAGGGCGACUUUGCAGUUUCUCCACGGCCCACCCCAGUAAGUCCCCUUCCAGGCAGGUCUGUGAGGUGGGCCAGAGGAGGGCUGAGCCGGGGUGAGGGCUAGAUCCUUCAGGGUUUGAGAGACUAGCUGGAGCUUGGGGCAAAGGGAAAUUGGGGCUCUGCUACCAGCCAGGCCAAGGCACUGAUUGGCAUUCCUUCAGCCUGGGUGCCGCAGUUCCAAGGGGGCCUUCUUUCCAGACUUUGAGGCAAGUGGGAGUUGGCUGAGGACCUCCAGGGCCCAGAGCCAUCACCGGAGGCAGCUUAGAGCCUGGGACCCUCCAUUCUUCCCUCUCUACCUCACCUCUAAAUCUGGGGCCUCUGGUUUAAACGAAUAUCAGAAACAGCUUCAGAGUCAGUGAUGGUGGGGAAUGAGGUCAGGUGAGGGUGCAGAUGGGGCAGGCAGGCCUUCACACUCAGUCUUGGAGGCAGUGGAAGGCUCUUGUCUUCGAGCUGGCAGGGCUACCUCUGUGGUCUUGUGGGGUACCCAGUAGUUUGGGGAAGGAGUUAAGGUUCCUAGGCCUGGAGCCACACAGGCCUGGGCUUGAGUCUGAGCUCUGCCACCUCCUAGUUAUGGGUUUUUAAUAAACUACUUCAUACCUCUGAGCCUCAAUUUCCCCCUCCAUGAAAUAGGGUGACAAUAUCAAACCUAUUAUAUCUUAGGUGGCUGUGAGCCUUAACUGAGAUAAUAAUAGUUAAUGUUUACUGAGCAUGUGCUAUGUGCAAACUGUAUUUUAAGAGCUUUUUGUGGAUUAACUUAUUUAAUUCUCACAAUAACCAUAUAAGGCAGAAGUAAAAUUUUUCUAUCCAUUUUACAAAUGACAAAAAUGAGGCAUGAAGCAGUUAGGUCUCUUGCCCCAGUGUUGCUGUCCUGGAGCUGGGAUUUGCACUAAGUGGUCUGAUUUGGUGUCCUGCCCUCUGCACCAUGUACAAAUUGCCUGAAAGACACCAUGAAUGUCUAAUAAAUGUUAGCUAUUAUUCAUGGCCUGCCCAGUAGAUCGGCAAAGGCACUGCUCCCUGCUCCAACACUGAGCACAGAAUGGGGAGGACAUGAACUUUCUGGGCACACUUGCCAUGGCCCUUCUCUGCCAAGUCCCCUUUGAUCUUCACCGGGGACUCCAUGCCCUUUUCAUUUUCUCUCUUCUCCCUUCAGACUCAGCACAGGUGGUGUGACCUUAGCCCCAAAUGGAGGAGAACGAAGUGCCAGGUGGCUGUCUGCUUAGUGGACAGGGAUCCCCAAUCCUAGCUUUUGCCCUGACAAUCAGCAUACAUGGGAGGCCCUUUCAUUUGGCUCCUGUCUGGGGGGUGGCAGGCAGAGCAGGGCUGGUGGGGCUGCCGAAAGCUCAGAAACUCUCCUCAGACAGGUGUCAGCAACUCCGGAAUGUGGCAGCUGGCAAGCCUCUUACUGUUCCUGACCAUCUGGGGAAUUUCCAGCACACCAGUUAAUCCUGGCUCAGUGUUCUCCAGCAGUGAACAGGCCCACCAGGUGCUACGGAUCCACAAACGUGCCAACUCCUUCCUGGAGGAGCUCCGGCCCAGCAGCCUGGAGCGGGAGUGCAUGGAGGAGAUGUGUGACUUCGAGGAGGCCCAGGAGAUUUUCAAAAAUGUGGAUCACACACUGGCCUUCUGGUCCAAGUACCUUGACGACGACCAGUGCAAGGUCCAGCCCCCGGAGCACCCGUGCGACAGUGCGUGCUGCGGCCACGGCACGUGCAUCGACGGCAUCGGCGGCUUUCGCUGUGACUGCGGCCAAGGCUGGGAGGGCCGCUUCUGCCUGCAUGAGGUGCGCUUCUCCAACUGCUCGGUGGACAACGGCGGCUGCGCGCACUACUGCCUGGAGGAGGGAGGCGGGCGCCGCUGCAGCUGCGCGCCCGGCUACCUGCUGGGGGACGACCACCUGCAGUGCGAGCCCAACGUGAAAUUCCCUUGUGGGAAGCUAUGGAACCCGAUGGAGAAGAAGGGCAAGAUCUUGAAAUGUUGCACAGACCAAGCAGACCAAGUAGAUCCACGGCUUGUCAACGGGAAGAUGACUAUACAAGGAGAGAGCCCCUGGCAGGUGAUCUUGCUGGACUCCAAGAAGAAGCUGGCCUGUGGGGCAGUGCUCAUUCACACCUCCUGGGUGCUGACAGCUGCCCACUGUAUGGAAGACUCCAAGAAGCUCACCGUCAGGCUCGGGGAGUAUGACCUGCGGCGCAGGGAGAAGUGGGAGGUGGACCUGGACAUCAAGGAGGUCCUCAUGCAUCCCAACUACAGCAAGAGCACCAAUGACAAUGACAUUGCACUGCUCCGCCUGGCCCGGCCUGCCACCUUCUCACAGACCAUUGUUCCCAUCUGCCUCCCAGACAGUGGCCUCUCUGAGCGCGAGCUCACCAAGGUUGGCCAGGAGACAGUGGUGACGGGCUGGGGCUAUCGCAGUGAGACCAAGAGAAACCGCACCUUCGUCCUCAAUUUCAUCAAGAUUCCUGUGGCCCCUCGCAAUGAGUGUGUCCAGGCCAUGCACCACAGGGUCUCUGAGAACAUGCUGUGCGCAGGCAUCCUUGGGGACCCUCGGGAUGCCUGCGAGGGUGACAGUGGGGGACCCAUGGUUGCCUCCUUCCGCGGCACCUGGUUCCUGGUGGGCCUGGUGAGCUGGGGCGAGGGCUGUGGGCGCCUCCACAACUAUGGCAUUUAUACCAAAGUUGGCCACUACCUCGACUGGAUCCAUAGCUACGUUGGAGCUGAGGAGGUCUCCCUUGAGAGCCAGGUGCCAUAGCAUCCCUCCCACCAUGUCUGGAUCCUUAGAAUGGGGGCUGGGCUUUUGAAUGACAAUUUAUGCAACAUUAAAAGGGGAAUGCAACAAGCAUAUCAGCUGCUAUUUUGUCUUUCCAUUCCUUUUUUGGGCUGGUCUGGAGCGAAUUAAUAUUUACUGAGCAUCUACUGUAUGUCCUACACUUUACAAACAGAAUCUUAUUUAACUUCCACAGCAACUUUGUGGGAUAGGGAGGAGCAGGUCCAAGUUUUUGUGAGGUCUGAAGCUGAUAACAUAUGGCAGGGAGGCUCUCUUUAUAAAAAAGAAUUAAAAAUGCAACUUCAAAACUGUGAAAGCCUCUCCCAGGGUUUUGGGAGGGGCUUGUGCAAGUCAGAGAUCCUGAAGCUGAAGCUUUCCAGUAAACCCAACUCUGGUGGAAGAGCUUUUUAACUCAUAGUACAGAGGAGGAAACAGGUUCAGGAAAGUUUACCUGGUGGUGUCAGGAUUCAAAUCUAGGAGGGCAGCCAUUUCGAGCACCUGUGAGUGUGGAGGCCACCACUGGCCCUGUGAGAGAAGAAGCCAGAGACCCAGAAGGUUCAGCCCAAACAGAGCUCACAGUGCAGUUGGGGAAGCUGUUUAAGAACAAUGUUACGCAACUAUGAAUAGCAAUAAGAAAUAGGCUCUGUCUUGACCUGAAUUUAUAAGCAUAAAUGGAUGAGACAGAGAAAGAAGUUAGGAUGUACUUGAUAAUAAAGGUAGUGGUGAGUCAAACGAGAUUAGUAUAAAGUCCUAGAACUGGUCUAACUCUCUGUGUGGCCUUGGGCAAGUCACUUCCCUUCUCCAGGAGUUAGCAAAUGAAGGGAUUGAAUGAGAGCAGUGGUAUUCAACCCGGUUGUACAUUUAAAUCCUGUAGAGAGCUUUUGAAAACAUCUAUGUCCAGUCCCAACCUCAGAUUCUGGUUUAACUGGUUUAGGGUAGGGGACCCAGAAGCUGAUAUUUUAAAAAUUCCCUCAGUCAUUUUAAUGUGUGAUUGGGGUUAAAAACUGCAGGACCAAAUGGUCUUUAAAGGCCUUUUAUGCUUGGGUAGGUGCUAGUUCUAAGACUCUCAAGACAAUGAGAAUGAAGAACAGAGUUUCAGAAAGUACAGCACAAGUCAGUCAACAGUAAAGGGGGCCAUGACUUGCGAUUACACACAGCCUGUCAGCACCACAGCUGCUGCUUACGGAUCGUUGGGGACACCAAGACCCACUGAGCUGGUUAUCUAUAUACAACCAUCAGAAAAGAAGUAUGCCUGAAUGGGCCCUGCAGGAUUCACCUUCUAUGGACCUGGAAAAUGAAUAGGAAGGACUGCUUGGAAGUAGGAGGAAGCCAGGACAGGAACCAUCUGAUGAUUAGUGCAUUGGGUCACUACACUUGUAGUGGGACAUGAUGGAUUGAGAGAAUGACACUGUGCUGGAGGUCUUUGCCCCAUUCAAGACUCUCCAGGUGAGUUUCCAGUCAAGACAGUUAACUAGUGUAGGCCAGAUAACUUUUGGCAUGACAGCAUGAGAUCUACUCUCCUGCUUGCCAGUAAAACUAGUGAAAAUAAUAAAACAAACAAACAUUUAAAGUCUCUGAAAAUGGUCCUAAGAACAAAAAUAUAAGAACAAAAAUACAACUUUUAAACCAACACAAGCAAACCUGAUCUGUCCAACAGAAAACAAAGGAGAAUAAAAAACAAUUAAGCAGCAUACAAAAAUCAAUUGCACUUCUAUAUAAUAACAAUGGAUGUGUGGAAAUCAAAUUAAAACACAAUACUCAAUCCAAUUGCUUGUAAAA